Microstroma glucosiphilum is the source of this 4871-nucleotide messenger RNA. RefSeq lists its product as hypothetical. The record is from RefSeq and is a predicted model, not a curated record. The coding region runs from base 136 to 4746 and encodes 1536 amino acids. The transcript has 2 exons. Gene Ontology annotation, molecular function: ATP binding; protein kinase activity; protein binding. Gene Ontology annotation, biological process: protein phosphorylation. NCBI's taxonomy places the organism in Eukaryota, Fungi, Basidiomycota, Exobasidiomycetes, Microstromatales, Microstromataceae.
AAUCUCAUCACUUCCCUCAAAGCAAAAGCCGACCAUCCAUUCACCUCCGCGGCCGAAGCGGCCCGGCACACUUGAGCUCUCGUGCCAGUCAGGGCCACUCAAGGGUCCAGUCCUCGAUUCUCACCUCCCGACACGAUGAUCUCUGGACCUCGAUACUAUUCAGAACAUGCCAAUUCCCCAUUCCGCGACACAGAAGCAAGCUCAUCACGAUCUCCAUAUGGUCGGCCACCGGCAUUGUCCAUGUCCAGGGCAAGCUCGUCGAGCCUGGCUACCGAGAUUGCAGUGCCCAAUACACCUCGGGCCUCGCCACGCACCUCUUUCGAUAUUCUGACCACGGCAUCCACUUUAGAAGUGCUGGCCGAUGCUAGCUUGGAGCCGACGCAAGGACCAAAGCGCCGCUCAGCAUUAGCCAGGAGACUGAGCAAGAGCACCAAGAAGCCACCGUUGGACUACCAGCAGACUCUAGCCCAGGCGACGCUCAGCAACCCAGAACUGCACCUGUCAUCUGACCCACUGCUGGACAGCGACAGUCUUCAGUAUCGGCGCCUCAUUGCCUUUCCAGUGCAGGCAGACGCCCCGUCAAGCACCAGCCCUUGCAUCACUAAGAGAAAGAGUGCCACAGACUGGCUGAAGUCAAAGAAAUGGAGCGCUGCUCUCAUAGGCAGAGUGUCGCCACCCACAACGUUAGCAAUUAAACGAUCACUUGCUAGAACCUCUUCCCGUCCCGGCAGACCGACAGAGACUGGUCUCACUGGCACAAGUCCUGCCGACGCAUUGCGUACUACAGUGGAGCGGAUGAGGGCAGCUCGAACAUACUUGCUCGAAGAGCUUGGCAAGCUGAGCGUGGAGCAGCUUGGGUGGGAUCAGGAGCGAGUCUCAGAGCUCAGUGAGACCACAAUGUUGAUUGACGAUGACACAGGCGUCUCAGACAUCGCCACAUCCAAGGAGCUGUGGUCUUUCUGGGCCUGUAUCAACAGUGGAGUUCUGCUUUGCCUACUCGUCAAUCACCUGAAGCCCGGUGUCAUCGAUCGUAUCGACCGCCGAGACAUCGAAUGGGUUCGAGCAGACAACCUUUCGCGUUUUCUGCGAGCAGCGAGAGACUUCUUUGCUAUUCGCUCCAGGGACCUCUUUCAUCCUCUGGAUUUGACCGAGGCGACAGUCGAAGGCCUCGAACGAGCAAUUCAUACGAUCCUCGCCAUUCGGGAUAACGCUACAGAGGCAGGCAUUUCAGUCAGCUCGCCAUCUCUGCCUCUAAGCUCGACCACUAUCGAACGAGUCAAGUCGAAGAGGAAGAGCCUCGUCAGUCCAUUGCGGUCCCCGGACGAGUCCCAAGUAGAUCUGCCAAUCGUACAUCAACGCUUCUCUAUGAGCUCCACCUCGUCCGCAGAGCUCAGUCUCGGAGAGGGAAGCGACUCACAUCCUGAGUUGACGGUGGCGGAGCAUCGAAAGGCCGCCGAGGCGAAGCUUACAAAGGGCGUCUCGAGACCGUCUGACCCGAUCUCCAUCAAAAGCCAUCGAUCCGGCAGCAGUCAAUCGUCGCAACCGUCAAGCAUGAUGCUCCACUCUACGAGUCAGGAGCAACAGCGACCCAGGGCGCUCACAAUCACGUUUGCGCAAGACAGCACGUCUCCUCGUUGGACUGCACAAGACGAACCGCGAGUGCAGUCUGUCUACCGCGACAGAAAGCCAAGCGAAUCUGCGGUAAACCUCCGAGAUGUGGCCGAAGAGGAGGCCGAAGACGUGCUUCAGUCAGGCACUGCUUCUUCAGACAGUCGACCUGACGGACUUGACAAUGCUGCUGAGACAGGUCGAGUGAACUCCCCUGGAAGCGAGAUGCACCCGGCUCGCGCUCCGAUCAUCGCCAGGACUCAUUCUCAGCAUCGCAUCAGCCGAGAAAUCGCAUUAGCGCAGCAGAGUCCGCCUCACAUCUGGAAGCCCCGCGUUCAUGAAUCUGAAGGGACCGGAAGUCCAGCUGUUGAACGUCGACACGGCGGAUUUUCAGUGGGGCAGUCAUACUCAUCAGAAGCAUCUGAUCUCUCUCAGCCAGACACAAGCUCAGUCCAAAGCCAAGUGCCAUUCCCGAGCUCGAGAUCGCCUGCUGGAGCGAUUGCGCAUCGCGAGGUCAGCGGUCCAAGCUUGCGACGUCCCUCUCUCGCUAGCCGAAAGGCUUCCAUCGGAGCAAUUCCCAUCAAGAGUUCAUCUGCCGCUUCCUUCUCUGCAAGAUCGGAUUGCCUGCAGGGCACUCCACUCGCUACCAGAACACCUGUGCGACCUGCCUUCAGGCCCUUUCGGUACACAUCGGAGCUGCAGGUGCCUACCACUCCGCCUAGCUUCUUGCAUUCAGAUGAUGCGUCAUCCUUGGCCCCGAGCAGUGAUCACCGGACGUCCUCUAGUAGAACGACCUUCCAGACACGCCUCAGCACCGAUACUGCUCCCUCUGAGAUCCACUCAGCGAACAGCUCAAGCGUAGAAGGUCGCGCGGUGUCGCUCUCCGCUCCCUCAAGACACAAGAUCACUCUCCUAGAGGAAGACAAUAAGAGCACUACGUUUCAAAUGGGUAAUUGCAUCGGUAGGGGCCAAUUUGGGUCGGUAUAUCGUGCUCUCAAUCUGAGCACAGGGCAGAUGGUUGCCGUCAAGCGAAUCAAGAUCGAAGGGCGAAGCGAAGCUGAAGUGACACAACUCAUGAAAGAAGUUGAGUUGCUAAAGAGACUCCAUCACCCUUCCGUAGUCAAGUAUGAGGGUCUGGUGAGGGGAACCGAUGCGAUUUCGAUUAUUCUGGAGUACGUUGAGAAUGGAUCUCUGCUUCACACCUUGAAGGCAUUCGGCCACUUGCCCGAGCAGCUGAUAGCGAGCUACGUGGUGAAGAUCCUGGAGGGACUCGUCUAUCUUCAUGAGAUGGAAGUCGUACAUUGCGACCUCAAAGCAGCAAACAUCCUCACCACCAAGAAUGGCAAUGUCAAGCUUUCCGAUUUUGGUGUUUCGCUCAACCUCCAAGCCAUGGAGAAGGUCCAGCACAACGAUGCCAUAGGUACGCCCAAUUGGAUGGCACCCGAAGUCAUUGAGCUCCAAGGCGCUUCUACUGCAGCUGACAUCUGGUCCCUCGGGUGUACAAUCAUCGAGCUUCUGACCGGCAAGCCGCCUUAUGGAGACAUGCUAGCCAUGUCAGCAAUGUUUCGCAUCGUCGAAGAUGAGCGUCCUCCGAUCCCGGACAAGUGUUCUGAGGAGCUCAGAGACUUCUUGGGUCGAUGCUUUCGCAAAGAUCCAAAGCAGCGGCCCCAUGCAGCAGACCUCUUCAAGCAUCCAUGGCUAGCAAGUAGCUUCGGUCUUUACAAAGAAGCUCAUUUCCAAGACAGUCUGCCAUUUCUGAAAAGGAUCAGCUCUGACACUGGCGUCGCUCGUCGAGGAGACGUGCGGACUCUCCACACGAUUUCGCAAGAUGGUGAGGAAAGUACUGUCACAGGACCUACCGAAGGGUAUUUCAUCCAAUCUAGACCAUCGUUGCAAAAGUCACGGACCUCCUCAGGGCUGGGCGGAGAGACUUGGACCCCAGCGCGAGAAUUCAGCACCAGCGCCUCGCCUGCGGUGUCUUCUGCAGACGGUGACUCAGGCCUGUUGCGCUCAAGUACUCAGGACAGUAACCGCAAGAGCGACCUUUCUUGCCUUGACCUUAGCUCAACGGACGACAGUCAUACCGAACAUCCCCCACAGAGCCUAGAAAGACAGUCUUCGAGAUCGCCUGCGCCCCACAAGUUUGUAAAGAGCACCUUCAGCAGGGACAUCCGCUGCAAGCUUUGCCUUCAGAGCGUCCGCAAGCAUGCUGUCUUUUGCGAAGAUUGCGGUCUGAUGUGCCAUGCUCGCUGCGCUCGGGAGAUCGUAUCAGCUUGCGACGUACGAGCUCAGCUUCUGCUUCUCCAACGUCAAGGACAGAUUGAGCCACCUACAUCACCUGUUGAUUUGCAAGAGCAGGAGGCCCUGCAAAAUCACCAGAGCGCACUGUCCCUCGCUGAAGUCUCGAUGAGUGAAGUGGCUUCCAGCGCAGCAGGCCUCUUCGCUGCUAGGCUGAAGUACGCCAUUGCGAGAACCAGGCGAAUCUCGAUGGGUCAAAGGAGCGACUCUUUCGAAAGGCGAGGUGCUUCCUCGCCAGAUGCCUCUGGAGGUAUUGAGAAGGACUCGCCAAUCAUGUCCAUCGAGACGCAGAUCGGAGCCUCGGCGGCAGAAUCUAGCAGUAUUGCUGUCGAGCGUACAUCGGACGUCAAAGGAGAAACAGAGAUGGGUGCAGAGGCUUCGAGCAGGAAGAGGGCUCACUGCUCCUCACCUGGCACUGAGCCUCGAGACUCCUUGCCGUUCAACCGCGGUGGAAGCGCAGAAUCUACCAGCGUCGCUCCACCUCCAGCUUCACAAGAGCAGAUUGCAACGAUUCAAGGGCCCUCUCGAAUCCAGCCUGCGCGACCUCGCCCUACUCAUCGCGUCUCGCACUCCACAGGCGACCUCAUAACCCUUCAAGGGCUCAACAUCGUCAAGGAACAGAACCUGCAAAAGACCGCCAGGCAUGUCUCACCUCCUCCUUCGGCGUCCGCGCACAGCGGCGAUCCAUAUAGCGGACUAGCAUAUACCCCCUUGGGCUCUCAGCGGCAGAGAGGACAGAGCGAACAUACCACAGCGGGGCCCUCUACCCUGGGCGAGAAAUGGAGAAGCAGACGAGCCUCGAUGGGACCGAGGAAGAAGGAGGAGUGCACUGUCAUGUGAAGCGCCGCGGGGUGGAUGCAGACCCCAGCAUGGAACUUCCUCUGUUUUCACCAUUCAGGAAGUUUGCUUAUAGCACACUUUUCAUACCACCCCUCGGCGCACGCCAUUGUUCUCUGCAUCUCUAU